AUGUUCGGAACUUUACACUGCAACUCGCCUACUAAGGAGGCAGAGUUUGUCGAGAGGCCAUAUGGGUCCCUUAACCCAGGAAUGAACUCGGCCUGUGACCGAUGCAGAGCAUACAAGGUCAAAUGCACUGUCAGUGGAAAAAGUUGUAGUCGAUGCCGGCGUUUAAAGAAGACAUGCAGUUUCACAUCAGUGAGGCAAAGAAGUAGCCAGCGAGUAUGCAAGACAGACGUCAACCCCAAACACCAGGAAUCACAAUCAUCGGACAGGCCUGCCCAACCGCAGACAUCACCGAGCCCUAAAGACAGCGGAAACGAGGGAGAAUAUUAUAUAAAGCAACGAGGCUCUAUAUCAUCAGGCCUCACAGACGGAAAUGACGGCAGCGAGAAGGGGGAUACACAAAUUGGAGACUACACAUCACACCAGCUCUCUGAAGCAUCAUCAUCAACAUCAACAUCCAGCCUACCAUUCCUCGCCGAUUACGACCAACAAGACGAUCUCUGCACGUGUAGUAUCCUGCCCUUCCCAUUCUGUUCGUCAAGCGUACACUACAACAGUCCAGGCGCUAUGGCACGGUCCAACAUCGGAACUCCCCAGGCCCUUCCCACACCCCCGGCCUCGAGAGACGAAACCCCACAACAACAGCUACCCAACAGCCAGUCACACGACCCACAAUUCGAUAUGGGCCCCAUCGACACAGAAUCGCUCAACAUCUCCGCCCUCGCAGCCUCAAUGUGCUGGUCGCAAGGCUCAUUUGAAAAACCCUGCCAAUGCCUCGCCGACGUCAUCUUCGCCCUCGAAAAAUUAGAAGCAAGCUGCAGUUCAGGAAGCAGGGCAGGACUCGACUCUAUUGUUGCCAACCAGAAAGAAGUCAUUGAGCUCUGCCGCUGCAUGCUCAAGUGCAGCAAUUGCAUGGCCAAGCGCGAAAACUUCGUACUCCUCGUAUUCAUGAGUGAGCGUAUAGUCGUAGCAUGCAGUCGCAUCGUGACAAUGUACUGCAUGGAAGACGGGGGUCUGCGAAACAACACGCACAACCGUGCCGACACUACUACGGUCGUACCCUCGCAGCUCGCCUGUCUACCCGGCUUACAUCUCUCCGGUACAACGACGGACAUGGACAUGGAUAGCCAGUGCCUCACAGUAGCUGCCGCAUCAGCGGCGUCGUCCUCGCCGUCGCGGCCGACGACACCAGGCUGGCAGCAACUGCUCCUCGGAGACUACAAGAUCAACUCAGCACUCGAGUGGGACCAUCUGGUCCGCGCGCUCAUAAACUUCCAGCUCAGGGCCAUCAAAGCCCUAUUGGGCGAUGUCAAAAGCAUAGGCACCAUGAUCCUAGGGGAUGCGCAGAAGGAGUCUCUAGCCCAUGCUGAAGCAAUCAUCCACAAGUUAGAACAAGACAUAUACAUAAUCUAG
Molecule: messenger RNA, 1410 nt
Organism: Bipolaris zeicola 26-R-13
Lineage: Eukaryota; Fungi; Ascomycota; Dothideomycetes; Pleosporales; Pleosporaceae
Exons: 2
Coding region: 1-1410 (469 amino acids)
Biological process (GO): regulation of DNA-templated transcription
Molecular function (GO): DNA-binding transcription factor activity, RNA polymerase II-specific; zinc ion binding
Source: RefSeq, a predicted model, not a curated record